Diospyros lotus (date-plum) is the source of this 587-nucleotide messenger RNA. RefSeq lists its product as uncharacterized. The transcript has 2 exons. The record is from RefSeq and is a predicted model, not a curated record. The coding region runs from base 126 to 587 and encodes 153 amino acids. Lineage: Eukaryota; Viridiplantae; Streptophyta; Magnoliopsida; Ericales; Ebenaceae.
CAUUUUCAAGGCAGAAUAGGCAAAUUGUUCUUCCCUGUCCAGAAAGGAAGUAUGCUCAAACAGAUGACAGAAAAACUUCUAUAUAAGCUUCGGCUUGAGACGUUUUAAGGAAUUAUUAAGACAAAAUGGGAACCAGAAAGACCGUGUUACUCCUCAUCUUCUCAUUUCACUUCUACUAUUCAGCAUCAUUAUUUCCUCUGGACAACAACUUGCCUUCAGUUGGUUUGCAGGAAAUUGGACGAGGCAAAAAACUGGAAGAAAAUAGUACCUCCAACAAUGGUGCCAGAGAUGGAAUAGCCCGCAGCAGUAGUGUUGUCGAUGGUGCUGUUAGCCACAGAAGUGUAGCAGGAGGCAGUGGUGACGAAGGAAAUGGCAGCGGGUCCAAAUCCCCUGAAACAGGAGGCGGAGCUGCCAUACCCCUAUAUGCAGCAGGCGCUGUUCGAGGCCAUCACACCAACCACCGUGGAGCUGGCAGCUGCAGCCGGAGUUGUGUGGGACUACCCACCUUGUGUGCCAUCAUAUUUGCAUCGCUUUCUGUGCACAUUUUAGUGGUUCUAAGAACUGAGAACCUAAUGAAGCCAGCAUAG